GGAUGGGGAGGUUGUGUCUACGAUAUUCUUUCCUUCGCCGCUGCGUCACAACCUCGUCCUCGGCCGGGACCUUCGGCUGGGCCUUCGUGACGGGAAAGAGUAAUCGGACGUCGAGCAGCACCUUGGCUUCCCGACGGCAUCGCUGAGGUCCGUGUGCGAAGAUGGUAGACAAUUCCUCCUACACUAUGGUGACGAGACGCCCUCCGCUGCCGUCGAGAAGCCCCAUCAGCGCGGCGGACCACCACAACAACAACUUCCUGGCGGAGGUCACCACCAACACCACCAACACGACCCCCGUCACCAGCCUGCCGUCCCUGGCCCACCCCCUCCUGACGCGCAACGACGCCGGCCACAGGAUCAGCCUGGGCCCGCUCCUCCCGCGCCCCUCGCCCGCCGCCGCCUCCUCCCGAAGCUUCCAGGACAACGCGGGCGCCUCCAGUCCUCGCGCCUCACACGCCGUCAAUGGCAACCUGAGUGGCAGCCUCGGCCAGCAGCAGAUGGGGGGCAGCGCGAUGCCUCUGCCGCCCGGGGGCCGCGAGUGGGAGGAGGAGCUCGGGCGCGGCGCCGCGGGAUCGACCCUCGCCAAGUCGGCCACGCAGCCCAGCCUCUGCCCCGCCGGCCGCCCGACGCCCUCGCCCGCGUCGCCCACGUGCCAGAGCGAGGACGGCUUCAGUUGGGUCGGAGGCAGCGCGGGCCUGUGCGUCUCGUCCUGCGACAGCGCCGACGACCUGCACGGCGAGGCGAGCGAGUACACGGAUGCCAAGUCGUCGCUGUCGGCUCCGGUGGAACUGCUGUCGGAGUUCCUCUCGGCUGUGAUGUCAAAGGAUUACGAAAAUGCCUUAAAACUAUGCCAGUCCAUUCUGAAAUACGAGCCUCAGAAUGCCACAGCUCGAGAGUUCUUCCCGCUCAUCAGUCUAAAAAUAAAGCAAAUGUCGGAUGCAGCAAAUCUGGAAUGUCAUAGUUCAACAGACGAAGGUCAUGAAAGUGAUGAAGACACCAUGGACUCGUACUCCAGCCUGGAGGACGAGAUCGACGACGAGCACGACCUCGCCUCCCCCGACCCGCUCCUGCCCCAGCAGAAGCCCCUCCUCCAGAGCCACGCCGGCCUCCCGACGCCCCGAGCCCGCACGACGGAGGACACCAUCAUCAGAAUGUCCACGCCCGUGCAGUCGAGUCCGGAGUCGGCCAUGUCGGGCUCGAACAGCUUGGACUUCAGCUACGGGAUCGACUCCGGGGAUUCACUCUUCUCCUCCACCGAGUCGGACCUCACCCUCGAGUCCGUGGUGAACGCUGCUCGGAGUAUUAACUUAGGGGAUUCGUAAUGUGAUUUUUUUUUUUUUUUUGCAUGAUGGGGAUGUAUUUGCAUGUAUCAAUUACAUUACCGGAUGGACAGUUCUUUGUACUGGUUACGUAUGGCAUCCGUUGUUUGUAUUUAUAACGGUACUGUAUUAUUGAAUGUGCAAGAUAUAGUUCAUUAAAAAAAAAAGUUAAUUUGUGGAUUUCAAAAGUUGAAGGGAACUGAACAUUAGUGAUAGAAAAAUCAGUAUUAUGCUGUGCUGGAAGGCAAAUGGUAUAUUAGAUAAGGAACAGAGUGACUUUUUGGCGAAUUGGUACAUGAUCAGAUAUUUUUUUUACGAGAACAAUAGUUUAGUCUCAUUAAUCAGUGAUUUGAUUUUCGUAAUUAUGUUAUGGUAUGUGAUUUAAUCAUGUAUUAUAAAUCUUAUUCAAGGGUGAAAAAAAAUAUGAAGAGUGAAAUACUGGCGAGCGAACCGGGAAUAUUACAGUAUGCAAAUUUACAUAGCUUGAUUGCGUGAUUGCUGUUAAUUUGGCCGUUAAAGAAAAAUACAAAGAGAGACCGUAAAGCUAGCAUAGCUUUAUAUAUCUUAAAUCUCUUCCGUUCCUAUUUUUUUAAGAAACUCUUUAUUUUGAUUAUGUUUUAGUUCUCUCUCUCUUAGCGCAAAAAAUCGAUACAUGCUUUUAAUUCAAUAAGCUACGCUGAUAAUCAUGAAAUAAGAUAGAAACAUUAACGUGAAUCUAAUGCUCUUUAGUCAGCAUAGAAGACACUGAUUCCGCAAACAAUGCUACAAUUUCGAGUUCAAAACAAACAGACGUCAAGCAGUGUAAGUCGCAUGAACAAUUACUUAAUGCAUUUGACAGGUCCAGAUGCACGCUUAUACAGUUCGACCGUGUUCACAUACUUAGCCUAUGAACAGAUAUAGACAUUUUCUUCAACAGAGCCACAUUUGCUUCUCAAACUUAUCGUACGUUUUACUCUUCCUGUGUGUGGAAACCCAUUCCCUGAGUCUCGCUCCGUGAAUAAACUGUCCCUUCAGAAAAUAAUCCGUUAUGUGUCACUCACUGUAUUCCUCAUGACAGAAACCUACAUAGUGUAAUGUUUCUUAAGUACUAUCUGAUGUUAAAUGUGUGUGCAUUUGUCACUCUUGCUCUUUCAAUAAAACACAAAGGAAUUCCGACUCGUUUCAUAGGAGAUGAAAACUGAAUAAUAUUUGUGCCAAUAGUUUCAUAAAGCAUUCAGUGAUCAUACACACGUACAAAUACCGUUAAUCUUUCCUCAUUACCUUCUGCCUUAAAAGUGUAUUCAUACAUAUAUUCCAAGUGUGAUAAACUACUACCUUUAGUUCCACUGUUUACCUAUUCUAACAGCAAGCGUUGUAUGGUAGAAUCUACUUCCUCUACACACCUAAGCUGAAUAGAUGCAAGCUGCUGCCCGCUCCUUUAUUCAUACCUGAAGUGGAAUUAAAUCUUGCCUGUCACUAUGCAGCUGUCUAGUUAUUUGUAUCGACUAGAAAGGAACUGUUUAGAUUUGUGUACAAUUCGAAUGCUGUAUGUUUAAGGUGAUAUUUAUACAAAAAAAAGUAAGAUUACCAGUAUCUUAACUUCUUUUUAUAUAGUUUUAGUACACAUAUCAUAAAUCCAGAUCUACAUUAACGAA
This is a messenger RNA of Penaeus indicus, 2953 nucleotides long. RefSeq lists its product as uncharacterized. Lineage: Eukaryota; Metazoa; Arthropoda; Malacostraca; Decapoda; Penaeidae. The coding region runs from base 162 to 1322 and encodes 386 amino acids. Gene Ontology annotation, molecular function: protein binding. The transcript has 7 exons. The record is from RefSeq and is a predicted model, not a curated record.